AUAGUACGCUGACUGAGACGUUUUCCCGUUGUUGAAACCUGAACAGUGUACCUGAGCAGUACUCCUUCCUGUUCCUAUCUCUUUUUCAUUUUUUUUAAAGAAACAGGAGCGGUUCGCACGAACGAAGCAACAGUAUUGGAACAGUACACACGCCGUCAUGGCGCUCCAGCUCCUCCGCCAUGCGCUGGUGUCGCUGCUGGUGGUGGCCGUUCACGCGGCCGGCGCGACGCGCGCGGGCGGCGACAUGCACCACCUGCAGAUGGUGACCUCCACCGCCGGCACGGCGCGCGCGGUGGCGUCGUGCGCGAGCUGGCGGCUCGGUGUGGAGACCAACAACAUCCGGGACUGGUACAGCAUCCCCGCCGAGUGCCGGAGCUACGUCCGCGACUACAUGUACGGCGACCUGUUCAGGCAGGACUGCGCGGUGGUGGCAGGCGAGGCCGCCGCCUACGCCGAGGGGCUCGAGCUCGCCGGCGACGGGGAAGAGGUGUGGGUGUUCGACGUCGACGACACCACCCUCACCAACCUCCCCUACUACGCCGACACCGGCUUCGGGGCUGAGCCGUACAACGCCACCUACUUCGACGAGUACGUGGCGAACGCGACGGCGCCGGCGCUGCCGGAGGUGCUGGAGCUGUACGAGAAGCUGCUGUCGCUGGGCAUCAAGGUGGUGUUCAUCACCGGCAGGCACGACGACGAGGAGGCGGCCACCGUCAAGAACCUCCGCAGCGCCGGCUACCACACCUGGGAGAAGCUUGUGCUCAAGCCGUCGUCCCUGGGCUCGUCGGUGGUGCCGUACAAGUCCGGCGAGCGGCAGAAGCUGGUGGACGCCGGGUACCGCAUCGUGGGCAACAUGGGCGACCAGUGGAGCGACCUCACCGGCGCGCCGGAGGGCGACCGCACCUUCAAGGUGCCCGACCCCAUGUACUACGUUGGCUGAAUAAUGCGAGUAUAUAUGCCACGUACUCCAAGCUCCAAUAACAGGCAUCAUGCAGGUAUAUGUCAUGUGAUGCCGAUCGUCAUCAUAUCUUUGACAGCCUCUGUACUUGCGCAGAUGUGAAUGUUUGUUACUCCAAUUUACUACGUGCAAUAAAUCGUAAGCACAUGUGUGCUAAUACUAAUAGAUUGCGUGAUCGAUUCA
Molecule: messenger RNA, 1141 nt
Organism: Sorghum bicolor (sorghum)
Lineage: Eukaryota; Viridiplantae; Streptophyta; Magnoliopsida; Poales; Poaceae
Product: acid phosphatase 1
Exons: 3
Coding region: 158-940 (260 amino acids)
Molecular function (GO): acid phosphatase activity
Source: RefSeq, a predicted model, not a curated record